AUGACCUCUCCGCUAUUGAAUUUCGAUCGAACUGGUGAGACUCCUCACAGCAAAGCCACGCAAGGCAUGGCUUUGACUUGUCCAAGCGAGAUGCAGGACGGUAGGGCUCUGUGGAGGUCGAGAUUUGGUUGCCGAAAUUGCAAGCUUCGAAAACUCAAGGUGGGCCCCAGGCUUCCAAUACUCCGAUUCUUGGCUGACGGAGCUUCCUUGGCCUACCCGUGCGACGAAAACAAGCCACAGUGCAAGAGAUGUGGUUCAUUCGGGGUAUUAUGCAACUUCAUGUCUAACAUCCCAGACCUCCAGCCCGUCGCCGCUGACACAGGGCGACCAUUGGUGGUUCGAGGAAAAGCACAGCUUCAGCCCCCUCUCACAAAUGCUGUUUUGGACAUCUGGCUCAUCGACAUCCUAUCAAUUAAACGCAAAGUGUCAAGAUUUUAUAACCCGGUAUCUUGGACGAACCUUCACCGUGAGUUCUCUCAUAUCAAUCCUGUCCUAUUAGACAUAAUGGAAUCCAGAUUAUCCAUCAUGGGCCUGAGCACGGCUAACAUAUGGUUUACAGUACCCUUUCUUAAUGCACGCCUCUCGCUUACAUAUGAUCGCCAUCUGAAUGGCUCCUUAGGCUGUCGUCGCACUGUAGAAGAGUGUUAUCACUGGUCUCAAAGCACUGUUCUCUUGGACAAGCGGCUAAGGGAACCCAUUGAAGACAAAGAUAAGGAUCAAUCUGGGGUACUGCGGCUGCUCUGGUUAUCUUAA
Penicillium egyptiacum is the source of this 753-nucleotide messenger RNA. The record is from the annotation of a GenBank genome assembly. Lineage: Eukaryota; Fungi; Ascomycota; Eurotiomycetes; Eurotiales; Aspergillaceae.